AACAAGCCUCGCAAUUUUGUUGCUCUCGCGGUAAUCUCUGUGAAAUAUGACUUUGUUUCUCGUGGAACAAUAACAGACUUAUUGGUUCGUGUUUUUAUCACAAUUAUUGAAUCAUGCCCAUUUCCUGUUCUGCAGUCGAUUGCUCCAACCGCUUUGUCAAAGGGUCAGAUAUCCGAUUCUACAGGUUUCCAAUCAGCAAGCCUCAGCUGGCCGAGCAAUGGGUACGAAGCCUUGGGAGAAAGAACUUCGUUCCCACUCAGAACUCCUGUUUGUGCUCUGAGCAUUUCCAGCCUGACUGCUUCCGUGACUAUAAUGGAAAACUGUUUCUCAGAGAGGAUGCUGUGCCUACUAUUUUCACAAACUCUGGAGGAGAUGGUUCAAAGAUUGAGUUACGGAAAAAUCGAGGAGGAAUAGUGGCAAAGGAUGCAAGUGAAUCCAGUCGGUUUACAUCAUAUUCUGAUAGAGCCAAACAAAUGGCAAAGGACAGAAGACAGCCCAUAAGAGACUCCAGCCUGAAGGGCAGAGGCAUAAAUGACCAGAAACGUGGAGGGGCAAAGCUCACAACAGGUGACAGACAGAGCCUGGCUGUCAAGAGUAAGGUGUAUGACAGCAAAGGCCUGCUGAUAUCAUGUGGGAGGGAUCUUUGCGAUUGUCUUGAUGUCGACUGUAUGGGCUGCUUCUACCCAUGUCCCGAGUGCGGCUCUCGGAAGUGUGGUGUGGAAUGCAGGUGUGACCGGAAAUGGCUAUACGAGCAGGUGGAAGUAGAGGGUGGUGAGAUCAUUCGCAACAAGUUUGCCAAUUAGCUAACCUGUUGGGAGACAGAAAAGACUACAUUACUUCUGUAACUGAGAAUAGAGGACUGGCAUUGGCUUUGUGGAUGGACGUUGCAGAAGUAGAUGGUUUAAUUGGUAUAUUGUUUAUUUUUUAUUGUUGUCAUAUGUUUUUGAAAUAUUUUUGCUAUUUUGUUUUUCAUGCUAUCGCAGCUGUAUUCAUUGUUUAUUUCUUCCAGGAUUUUUGUCACGAUUUAGCUAAAUUGUCUGUUUUAAAUUUGCAUUUACACUUACAAAAAUAAAAGUAGAAUAUAAAUAAAA
Messenger RNA from Xyrauchen texanus (razorback sucker), 1091 nucleotides. Its product is annotated as ARL14 effector protein-like. Gene Ontology annotation, cellular component: intracellular membrane-bounded organelle. Lineage: Eukaryota; Metazoa; Chordata; Actinopteri; Cypriniformes; Catostomidae. The transcript is spliced from 5 exons. The coding region runs from base 114 to 803 and encodes 229 amino acids. The record is from RefSeq and is a predicted model, not a curated record.